Molecule: messenger RNA, 1099 nt
Organism: Porites lobata
Lineage: Eukaryota; Metazoa; Cnidaria; Anthozoa; Scleractinia; Poritidae
Source: the annotation of a GenBank genome assembly
AUGUCGCAGUUCCGAGCAAGAUUGUAAGUAUCUUUUGAGAUUUGAAAUUCAAUUUCUCGUUGCCGUUUAGAAUUGUUGAUGUUGGUUUUUACUUAACGAAGAAUUUUUUUAUUACAGAAUUGGAAACUCUCUCUAUUCUCAAGAUUCACAACCAACAUUUUAUAAUGGAUAUCUGUUCAACAAUCGGCGCGAGAUGGACGCAAGGCAGUCAACCUCAUAUUUACCUCAAACAACUGGUCCUAUAAACCAGGCCGUGGAAGACUACAGCGCCUUUUCCUUUACGUACAAUUAUCCGCAAGAGUAUCGGCUAGGCAGCCAUGAAAGCACAGCCACUGAAACGCCAACGACUUCUCGCACAAAUAGCAAUCGUUGGUCAAGUAGCGAGACAAAAACCCUCAUUCUUUCUUAUCAAGAUCACGCUGAUGCUUUGAGUAAAGCAAAGAACCCCCAAGCAAAGAAAAAGAUCUGGGAGGCGAUCUACGCUAAAUUUACAAAAGCAUGCGAAGAUUACAACAUUACGACCGGAAAGUCCUUGGGCCAGUUGAAAGAAAAAUGGAAGACUCUUUUCGAUAAGUAUAAGAGCAUCAACGAUAACAACAAAGCAACUGGAAGAGGCCGAGAAAAAUUCGAAUUCUUCGAUGUCAUGGAUUCCUUUCUAGGAUUCAGCGACAAGGUGAAUCCCAGAUUUGUUUCUGAAACAGCUAUCCAGAGGAACAUUUCGAGCGGAACAGAGUCAAGUCCCUCACCUAGCGCUAGCACAUCAGCCAGUUGCAGCUCUUUUGAGACGGGCCCUGAUAGCGAUGCAGAGACAUCAGCUCCUGAUGCAGCGAAAGGAAAGCGGAAAGCAGCCGAAAAUAAACAGGGGGAGGACGCCGUUACAAUUAGAAAAAAGCGGGGAGACAAGCGCAGAAAAAGCGACGAACACGAGAGCCUUAUCACUCUGCUAAAAUCACAACAGGAAAUGAUGAUGAAAGCGGAGGAGCAGGAUAGGUUGGCUAUGCAGCAACUCAUGAAGUUUGAAGUAGAAGCUGAAAAACGGCAUCAAGAAUUUACCCUGGCAGCGUUGAAAGAACUGGGAAACAUUUUCAAAAAAGACUAG